UCCACUUCUUCUCUUUCUCUGGGGUAUAGAGAAAACUGAAACAGAAACACGGACGUGCGACGGAACUGUACAAAAAAAUGGCGUCCAAAAGCGUUGUCAGGACCGGAGGUUCUGUGAUGGGCCGACUGUUGAAUAAACCAAUGCUUCAGAAGCAGAAGAGUACGAGCAGCUCGAACCAUCUAAUUGCAUCGAGCUGCUUCGAAAUCGCUCCGAUGAUCUCCCCACCUUCUCUGUCCACGUUCCAAACCUCUUUCCGUUUUCCCCAGACCGACGACGACACCCUCGAAAGAAUAUCUUCCGACGGAUUUUUGUACCCUUGUGGCCUCCCUUCUCUCCGAUUCUUCUUACCUGGGGAUGGGUCUUCAUCUGGUGAGCCAAUGCUCUUAUUCCCUAAAAGAACAUACCAACCUAGUACCCUUAAGAGGAAGAGGGUACACGGGUUCUUGGUUCGCAAAUCAACCAAGGGUGGGCGGCGGGUCAUUGCUCGAAGAAUCGCAAAGGGACGGUUUAGAAUCACAGCAUAGCAGCUUGUAUUUUGUCACUGUCAUGUUUCAAUGAGAUCAAGUUCUAGUGCUUUUUAAGGGUGAGCAACUAGGAGGAACCUUUGCUUCUUUCUGGUGGCUGCUUGAGUGCCUGAAGGUCAUUUAAUAGAGCUAUGUUUGACAGAGCAUCAGAGCCCUCUCUUGUGAAGCUACUUGAAUUCUCUGUCAAAUUAUCCUCUUUUGGUUAUUCAUAUAUAUGCAUGUCUGCUGCAGUUUAUUAACCCAGAUUGUUGAUGCUAGCUAGUCUGCUAAUGUCAUUGUUUUUUGGAACUAUCUGUCAAUUCCGGAAUGUGGUUCUGUAACUGUUGCAAUAUCUAUACCCAUAGCACAUAAAUUCUUUAUGUAUGAUAGGCUUAAGAACAAAA
Rhododendron vialii is the source of this 907-nucleotide messenger RNA. RefSeq lists its product as uncharacterized. Lineage: Eukaryota; Viridiplantae; Streptophyta; Magnoliopsida; Ericales; Ericaceae. Gene Ontology annotation, molecular function: structural constituent of ribosome. The transcript has 3 exons. Gene Ontology annotation, biological process: translation. Bases 78 to 524 code for a protein of 148 amino acids. The record is from RefSeq and is a predicted model, not a curated record. Gene Ontology annotation, cellular component: ribosome; mitochondrial large ribosomal subunit.